AUGGCCGGCGUCCAGCACCUGCAUCAGCCACCACCUUUUGAAAGCUUGGACAAGCUCAUCGAUGGACGCGUCACGUGGUCGCUUGCGGGGCUGUCCCUCUACUCUCUCGCCCAACUUGCACUCGGACAGCUGACGCCCAUACCCAACCUCGUCGGUCUCGUCGCAUGGCCCACCAUUGGCGCGCUGCACUACUACAAACAAAAAGUGGCAAACGACCGCAAGGGCGCUUUCGCCGCCGGCCUGUUGUCCACCCCGGGAUCUCCCAGGGAACACGAACACCGAACCGCGUUUAUCAGGUUUACCAGUGUGGUCAAUGCCGCCGUCAUGGUGCUGACCGCUGGCUCCCUGUACGCGCUCGACAAGGAGACUGCCGCGCCCUUCAUCUCAGUGAUCGUUGCGUCCGUCCUCGGCUCGUUCUUCGUCUUCACGGUCAUUGGUCAAUUGCGGGAGGGCCUGUACAAUGUGGUGCAGGAUCGCGACGCGGGUACUUCUUCUAGAGGUACAGACUCCAGUGAUCCAGCUCCCGGCGCUCUUGGGUCGUUCUUUACCAAGUGGUUGAACAAGCCCGCCCUUCACAACCGAGUGGCCAAGUUUCGGCGGUUCAUUGCCCGUCCCGGCAUGUGGGAGGUGGUGGCUGGAGCCCUCUACGUGUGUAUCCGACGAACAAGGGGCUCAGCAGUCGCCGCCUUGAUGCUCAAUGUCGCCGCGGUUAUCCGACAGCGGCGCAAGGCCACCGCCGCGGAGGAGUUUGAGGAGGACGAGGACAUUCCGGCGGCAGAAGCAGGCUCGCCUACAAAGUCAAGGCAUCCGCUCUCCGACUACCCCGCCAUGCCCGCCAAGGCGGAUCUUCUCCACAAAGAGUUGUAA
Messenger RNA from Apiotrichum porosum, 867 nucleotides. RefSeq lists its product as uncharacterized. Lineage: Eukaryota; Fungi; Basidiomycota; Tremellomycetes; Trichosporonales; Trichosporonaceae. Bases 1 to 867 code for a protein of 288 amino acids. The record is from RefSeq and is a predicted model, not a curated record. The transcript has a single exon.